AUGCUCAUCCCAAAGGCGAACCACUGGCUGUCUGUCAAUGCCGACUUGAAGCUCCUCAAAUGCGAAACAGUUGAGCGCAAAUCAGCUGACCUCGAGUUUGUUUAUUCUCAAAAUGUUCUAUUCAGACCUGAGAAACCUUCUGCUAACAACAGCAGCAGCAGUAACAAAAACAACAACAUUAACAGCAACAACAACAACAACAUUAACAACAUAUACAACUGCAGCAACAACACAUCAAGCAACACAACAGUCAACACCACAGUUAAUUUCAACAGCCUCCCUAACCAUGCCAUCAACCUGGCCCACCAUGCUAAAACCUUGAGAGUCUUCUGCGUCAAAGGGUUAAGAUCCUACCUGGAUCUUUCUGGAUCCUUCCUGUAUCUUUCCUGGAUCCUCCCUAGAUCCUCUCUUGAUCCUCCCUGGGUCCUCCACUGGCGAGGAUAA
Messenger RNA from Helobdella robusta, 444 nucleotides. RefSeq lists its product as hypothetical. The transcript is spliced from 2 exons. The coding region runs from base 1 to 444 and encodes 147 amino acids. The record is from RefSeq and is a predicted model, not a curated record. Lineage: Eukaryota; Metazoa; Annelida; Clitellata; Rhynchobdellida; Glossiphoniidae.